This is a messenger RNA of Aspergillus fijiensis CBS 313.89, 1215 nucleotides long. RefSeq names its product fungal specific transcription factor domain-containing protein. Gene Ontology annotation, biological process: positive regulation of transcription by RNA polymerase II. Bases 1 to 1215 code for a protein of 404 amino acids. NCBI's taxonomy places the organism in Eukaryota, Fungi, Ascomycota, Eurotiomycetes, Eurotiales, Aspergillaceae. Gene Ontology annotation, cellular component: nucleus. The record is from RefSeq and is a predicted model, not a curated record. The transcript is spliced from 6 exons. Gene Ontology annotation, molecular function: DNA-binding transcription factor activity; transcription cis-regulatory region binding.
AUGUUUGCGCGAAAAGGUCUCCCGUGCGAAGGCUACCCUCCAAGAUACAUCAUUCUCGAGGUGCCGUCUUUACAACGACAUCAACGUGCUGAGAACCUCGGCCCUGGUCAACACACCAUUUCGGAUGCCUCAACUCCUGGCAGCUGGCCCUUGACAAGCACGGUCGAACCCAGUGAUACUAAAUUGAUUCAUGAAACUCUCAUUUCAACGCGCAAUCAAAGUUUGCUUCUUUACUUCGAGACGAGGGUCUGCAGCGCCCUGGCAACCGAGACCGGCCAAACCACGAAUCCAUACCGAGCGUACAUUCUUCCUCUGGCACACACAGAUCUUGGGACGCUCCAUGCAGUCUUAGCGCUCGCAUCAUGCCACCAACACUCCUCAAGGGCUCACAGGCCAACAAACAAAAGAGAUGUUACGGCGAUGUUCGAGCACCAACUGGCUGGGAUGCAGUCACUAGGCUCCCUGCUGAUCAGAGAGGAAUUGUACGGGCUCAACGCGGAAGAGGUCGAUAUCCUUCUCGCCACAGUACUCCUCCUUGUUCUCUACGACAUCUGUGAGUCGGGAAUUUGCUCACAUGGGGUGCAUCUAACCGGCACCGCCUACAUCUGCCGCAAAAUCUGCCAACAGCCGAUAGCAACGGUUUCCCCACGCACGGCCUUUCUGAUAACCAUCCUAGCCUGGCUGGAUCUACUCCGAGGGUUCAGCGGGGCCGAGGAAUUGGCCGAGGAAUUGGCCUACGAUGACGGCACACACCAGCACGUCCGAGAUUUCGAUCACAUCAGCCUUUCCGAAACGUUCGGAUGCCCCGGCGAGCUCUUCUACCGCAUCAGCGGGGUCAUCAACUCUGGUCAACAAUACUUGGCCGGAACGCUAUCUGUGUCCGAGUUUGAGCACAUCCUGGAGGCCGCGGCACAAUUCUUUCGAACUUGGGACGCCGAUAGCGAGAAGAGAGCUGCCCUAGGUUCUGAACAAAAGGCCCUGGCUGAAGCGUACCGCCACACGUGUAUCAUCCGCGUCCUACGCUUCCCCGACACUUGGCGGAUUCCAUGCGAGGACCCAAUGAUCGCAGCGUCAGUUGUGGGGAUCCUCGACGCAGCCGCCAGCAUCCCCACAGCAUCGCCCUGUUUCAAGCGGCCCCUGUUCCCGCUCUUUAUCGCGGGCGCUGAAACGUCCGUGCCGCACCAGCAGCGGUUUCGUAGAGUUGUGCAUUGGUGA